GUCGAUGUGUUGGAACUGCUACACUUGUGCAGUAUUCUUACUUGCCGUGCGCAGUGCGCGAUUACAGAUCAUCUCUACGUCCUUUUGUCACACCAUCGCCUUUGUAUUCGAGUGGGGCUGCUUUCGUCGUAACUCGCCCAUCCAUCCUCGCUGCAUCGAUCGACCAGCAUCGGAGGAAGGUACGAGCCCAUCCUGCCUCACAUUUUCGCCUCGCAGGCUCCCCAAGAUGACGGUCCCAGGGCCACCAGUCACCCUGGAGAUCGAUGCCGGCUCGUCCAAUGCGCCUUCUGGUAACUCACUCCUCCGCGACGCUGAAUGGACUUUCCGGAUCUGGCAUCCCAAGAUCUUCAACCGGAGUGUGGGCAGCGCCUACGCUUCGCACUCCCUUCACCCCGCCUCCAGCUUCGGAUCCUCCUCCACACUAGCGCUGUCCACUGACUCAAAAAGCAGCGCGGGCGCCAGCACAGCCAGGGUGCCACUGGUCCUGUCCGGCUCACCGGCCGCUCGACAUGCUGAUCGGACGCACGGACAGCAGGAUCAAGAUACACCAUCGAGCAGAGAGAGGGAGAGCUUGGAAAUUCUCGAGUCCCAGGCGCCGAGCCGAGCCCAAACCUACGCGCUCGAUCAUGGAACCGGAAGCGCUGGCGAUGGCGACAGCAGCUCACCUUCUUACUCUUCUGCACACGGACAAGGGGGCCAACGCAGUGGUCAGGACAGCAGCGGUGCUGGAGAACGCAUGCGCCGAGUAUCCACCAAGGCGCGAGCCAGCACUGUCUCGGUUGCUUCACCGUCCUUGCACCGCCAACAGUAUUCACAGUCACAGUUUGCUUCCACCGUCACCCUUGGUCGAAAGGCUAGUGUGACUUCUCACUCUUCUCAGUCACAGGCGUUUACCAAUAGAGACGCCCAAUCUCGCAAUCCGGACCAGUCGGCGCUGUUGGCCUUCUUGCCUUCGGCGGGCAUUAGUGGAGCGCAGUGGCAUGACUCGCUCGUGAAGAACACAAAUAGAAGCGGAAAUGGAGAUGAGCUUUACGCGACAUGCUCCACUUCAUCGCAAUACCGCACGGCCAACGCAGGCGCCACCACGAUAGCGCGUCAUGAAGACCUCAUGUGGGAGUGGAGUGUCGAUCUCGUUCACCCGGAACAGCAGCUGGUGCAGCCGCAGGCAUCUCCUUCCUUAUCGGGAUCCAUCUACCCUGCAGCGACGCCCAAUGGACGGCGGCCCUGCCCAACAACAAACAGCACCACCAAUGCACCUCCAUCUGCUCGCAUGGUCGUCGGCUCCGCAGGCAGCGUCACCCACACGGUCCGCAAGCGAGCUUCUGUGCCGGGGAGCUCGCUGGGUGGGGCUCGCCCGCAGACUUCAUCCACGAGCGCCCGAUUCAGGUCGAAGUCGAAGGCGCGAGCCGAUUCGGACUCGCAGGGAGGCACGACGCUAUCGACGUUCAAGCACCUGUACGAAGUCGUCGAGCGCGAUCCAUUCGACGGGAGCGAGGGUCGCUGCAUGCUAGUGCGUCAUUCGAAAGGUCUGCUGAGCAGUUUGGGCCUCUCCAGCGUUGGCGGCGGCAAGAACAAAUUCAGUUUCGUGCCCAGGCCAGUGGUAAGAGUGGCAACUGGAAUCGAUGGUGCCGCUGGUAGCGCCAGUGAAGAGUGGGUUUGGAAGGGGACGUUGCACGAGUCGUACAUCCUACGAAGGUACCACACGGAUGGGCGCAAGACUACCAUGGCGACAUUGAUGAUGUCAACCAACGCGAAAUUUCGACUGGAAAUCGUCGACUCGUGUCCCGAUCCAAUGCUCGUCGUAGCGACGACUUAUCCGAUCUUGCGGAUGCGCCGAGAGGUGUAUGCGCGCAAGUUCACCACUCCCGAGGAGCUGGAAAGGCUCGCUGCCCAGACCAAGAUCGACCCUUUCGAGGAAGUGUUCUACUCGAAGAAGAAAGGGCAGGGCCGGGCCAAACUCCCGCAGGAUCAAAUGCAAGAGCAUGAACAAGGGCCUGAGCGAGAGUCCACCGGCGGCGUUCAAGCAGAAAACAGCCCCAUUCAGCCCUACAACAUGCUUGGAGCUAACCUCGAUGAUGGGCGUCUACCUUCGGGACUUACCAUCACAUCCGCGAUGCCAACAGGCACACACGAGCCGUUCUCACCAGCAUUCGCAGCCUCAGCGGUGCCACCCUCGCCCUCGAUGUCUUCUUCGCGGCAAAGACAGCCGAGCGAGUCCAGCAUGAGCCAGAGUAGCAAUCUGCACCUGAAAUUAAAGUCGACCCUGCCGCCAUUCCAGCCAUCAUGGACGUCCGAGCUGUCAUUUAGCCCACGCCUCGGCCCGCGUCCGCGCUCGCGAUCAUCGACUGCUCCUGCAACGCCGGACAUGAGUCCCAACCUAGACGCGCCGCCUACGCCAUCGCUGGCGCAGCAGGCUGCUAUUGCGGUUGCGUUUUCCACGACUGAUGAAGGAGAUCAAGAGGCGAGCGGGACAGACAGCAGUAACGCCAGGUCGAAGAAGGGCCAGCAGAAUAACAGCAUUCAAGUUGACUCUCACGUGCCCAGGCCGCCAAAUCUGCCGCCUGCGCUGACUGACAUUGAAGAGAAGCAGUUCGAGGAGAGGGUCAUGGUGGCUAGCAGCUAACCAUUUCGGCACAACUUGACUUGAUUGCUCCUACACCAUCCAUUGCAGUUGUCUAGCUUAUAUUCGACAUGACUCUGUAUUUUAGAUAGUGGACGCCAGCGGAGGCGCAACAAUGUAUCAUGCUUUA
Tilletiaria anomala UBC 951 is the source of this 2750-nucleotide messenger RNA. RefSeq lists its product as uncharacterized. The coding region runs from base 227 to 2623 and encodes 798 amino acids. The record is from RefSeq and is a predicted model, not a curated record. The transcript is spliced from 2 exons. NCBI's taxonomy places the organism in Eukaryota, Fungi, Basidiomycota, Exobasidiomycetes, Georgefischeriales, Tilletiariaceae.